Nomia melanderi (Alkali bee) is the source of this 13935-nucleotide messenger RNA. The record is from RefSeq and is a predicted model, not a curated record. Lineage: Eukaryota; Metazoa; Arthropoda; Insecta; Hymenoptera; Halictidae.
AAAUUACUUGAUCUAUGACUCAAUUCCAAAAUGCUAAUGUUAGUAUCACUAUAUGCAAAAAGUUCUUCCUGCACUUUUUUUAUUACCUAAAAAUAUAUAUCAUUAUCAAUGGAUUGGAUCGAUAAAUUUUAAAAUACGACAGUAUUAAUCAAGUUAUAAGUAUAUAAUAGAGCAAGUAUAUAAUAUUCAAACUUUUUAAACAAAUCUUACCGUAAUUUGAAACGAAAAUAUAAAACAAUGAAUUGAAUUCUCAAUUAAAAAAAAACAUUUUAUUUAUUAUAAAAGAAUAUAUUUAAUUACUUCGGCCUUUACUUUUAAUUAUUGUCAAGUGGCAUACGAGACGAUCGAAUGAACGAGUUUGACCCCUAGCCAGUAAACUGGCUAAUCCUAAGUUUUCAUUCUGUGAAUUUACUAUUCCUUUAAUAUAUUUUAAAUUUUAUAUGUUUUAAUAUUUAUUUUAAUAUUCUGUUUUAUAUCAUUAUUUUAUUUCUAUAUUUUAAAUAUAUUUUUAUAAUCAAUUAAAAGUUUUCAACAUCAUAUUAUUUUUAUAAAACUUUGUGGACAAAAUAAAUGUUUCGCGAUACCUCAUGCGGAAGCUUGGCCGGUCCGGCUCCAAAAUUAAUCACAGGGCUGUUGCUUUGCUUGCUCAUUGUGAAUCGUACUGGACGUCUGGUACGGGAAGACUGAGCUAAUGUAGGGGAACCGAUUUCCGAUUCAACGAAUCACGUUAUCUCUGUGUGAAUGUCUUGGACUAGAUUUAUCUCGUACGGUUACUACUCUCUCGUUUACUGAUGCUUUGUAUAUACAUAUGCUACAAUGUGUUCACUAAAAAACUUCAAUUUCCAAACGGUUUAUUUAAUCAUGGACUAUUCUAAGGAAAAUCUACUACCGUUCACCGUCUGCUUGACUUUCUCUCUGGAACUUUAUUUUAUUUACAAUCUCUUUAUGUAACCGGCUCGCUAUGUAGCAUAUAUCUGAACAAGGAUAGAAGUUAAUCACUCUAGCUUAUGAUGAAUACCAAUCACUGACCGCUUGGGAUGUUGUUUCAUUCUAUUUUGCUUGAUAUAUCUAUAUACGAUACUUGUUGAACAGGUUUUGAUCGACCAGAAUUGCCGAUUGGUCGUCCAACGAGAUGUUUGCAGAAGUUCUUUCUGUCACGAAGCCGCGAAAAUUGAAAUCUUUGUUUAGAUUAAUAUUAAUUUUUCAUUUUUUAAUACUUUUAUUUGUUACAAUUUAAAAUUUUACCAAAAUUAUAAUAUACGUGAAAGUUUUUGUGAAAUAAAUAAAAUAUAACGAUUUCCCUUAUGCCAACACCACGUGGGAUUUGAUAAUUAUAAAAAUUCAUGAUUAAAUAUAAAAUGUAAUUGUUUAUAAUUCUAGUAAUCAAAAUUCUUUAAUUGUUUUCUACUUAAACACAUGUUCCUCCUUUUAAUAUUAUCUUAGAGAAAAAAAGAUUCAGUUCAUUUUUCUACUAAAAAGAAUAAAAAUUUGCGUAUUCUAGAUUUGACAUACAAAUGGUAAUAUUGUUUGUUAUAUAAUUAUAAUAAACUGCAAUGCGCUGAUAAGUACCUCCUGCAAUGUCUUAUCUUAUAAUUAUGAAAACAGACUGCUUGGGUAACUCAUAACACGUGAUACAUCUACCGGAUUAAUCCAGAUGUUGUAACUAUUAAUCUAAAUCAUAUAAUGAAAUUUUCUUUAUCUCUGUACAAUUACUAAAUAUGCUUUUAGUUAUGACAGAUAUUUAAUGUAGAUAUUCCUUUGUAAUAUAAAGUGCAAAAGAUUACAAGUUCGAUUAAAAUAAUAUAUAAUAAAAAAAAUUAAUGUUAUCCACAUUACUGAAUAAGGAGAAAGGUCUACUGUAUUUCCUGAACAAUGAAUUUGAAAAACCUUCAAAGUGUGAGAGAUGUUUUGAAACAGCAGUUAAGGAAGCAUUUAAUUUUCUUGAAUUUACUAUGGAACAAUUUUCUGAGAUAUUUAUCCCAUACAUUAUUGAUGCUAAGAAUACAUGCCAAAAGGCGCUUGUAACGAGAUGUCCCAUGCUUAUUCAAAGAGCAGCAUGUAAUGCUUUUAAUAAAUUAAUUGAAUUAUUUAAGGAUUAUGAAAUUGAAUUAGGGGAAACUAUAAAAACAUUUAUACCUUUGCUUACCAAAAUAGAUAUAAAAGAGAGAAGUAUAUUGUUCUGUGUCAUUGGUACCAUUACAAAGCACAAUCCUGAAAUUCUAGAGAUACAAGAUUCAUCUAUGAUCUUUGAUCAGCUAAGAAAUGACUUCAUAAAGCAGUAUAAUCCACAAACCGUAUCUCCAACUGAUACAUUUCAAAUAUAUUUGGAUGUCUUUUCUAAUCUAUUGAGAGAACUUCCAGAUGAUUUGAAACAAAAAUACUGCAAAGAAUUAUAUGACUGGAUUAAAGUACUAAGUCGUCCAGACAGGUAUCAGGUUAAGAAAGUUUCAAUGAGAUCUGCAAUCAAUUUGUUGUCACAUCAUAUUUACUUGUUUCGUGAAUUUGUUUAUUCUGACUAUGAAUAUUGGCAUGAUUUAUUAAAAAAUCUUGCUCAAGAUAAAAAUACUCAAUGCAGCGAAUGCGGACAAUAUGCUUUAAAAAGUUUUUAUCGAAUGAUUGGAAACACAUUGAAACACAAAGCUUCUGAAAAAGACAAGACUGCAUUUUUGUAUUUUAAAAAUCUUUUCGAAAAACAAUUAAAAAAUAAUCAGCAAAUAAAUACAAAUAUGUCACGUUUUAUAGUAUAUGGUUUUAGUCAUAUGGCAGCUCCAUGUAAAAGGUAUCUCACAGAUAAUGAUGUAAAAGAAAUGUUUUCAUUGAUUGCUCAAUGUGCUGUGCCACUGUAUUCCAGAGAAGAUUUAGGACAAUUAAACUUGGAAAGUAUUUGUGAUUAUCUAGAAGCCCUGUCUGAAAUAAUAUUACACACAGUAGACCUAUCAAUUGAUCAAAUUAAUACCAUUCUGAAGCUCAGUAUUAUAUUAAUUAAAAGGUUUCCUGAUCUUCCUAUAACUAAUCAAGCUCAUGUAAUUUCUUCAUUGAUAACUACAAUCAUCAAUGUCGGAAUAGUUGAUAAAAUUUUAUUGGAGGAAUUUCUGUAUAACUUAAUUCGUAAUGGAAUAAUAUGGACUUGUUCGCAUACCUUGUUUGUCGAUGCGGAAUUACAACGAGGAUUAAGAAAUCUUGAAGAGCGUCCAAUAUGUUACAAAAACUAUUUACCUUUGUGGUUACAACUUUUGAAACCAGAAAAAUACAAAAGACAUAAAGAUAUUAUACAAGAAAUGGUUGAUGCAACAAUACAUGCAUGCAUUGAAUUAAUUAGUAAAUUAAAUCUGAAUACAAAGAUGAAGGAUGAUAACAUAUUUUCAAAUGCAGUUUUUUCUCAAAUUGCUGAAAAUGCAUCAGAUUUUAGAAUGUUUGUUAAUAUUGUUGAUUUAUAUGUUGAUAUAAUUAAUAAAUUAGAAUCUUUUUUGUUGAUGAGCAUUAUACACAAAUUCUUAUUGAAAUUCAUCAAUAUGUCUUAUAAAUAUCCUCUCGUAUCUGGAUUUUAUAAAUUAGUGUAUGCAACUUACAAACAUAUUUCCAAUUUAACCAAAGAUAAAAUUGAAAUAGAAACAUUUGAAUUAUUAUAUAAAUAUAUAAUGAACAUAGUGACUUUAAUUUCCACAUUUACUGGUGAAUUGUUAACUAUAUGUUUAUCUUUAAUUCUAAAUGCACCAGAGAUUUAUAUAGAACAUAUACUGACCAGUGCCAUUCCAGCAUUUAAGAUUGCUUUAACUGUGGGUUUGAGCGAUUUUGAAAUUGCUUGUACUGCAUUAAAUGCCUUAGAGAAGUGGACAAGCCAUUUGACCAAUGAACAAUCGAGUAAAUUUUUACUGGAAAUAGUGCCAUUUUUGGAACCAUAUUUAAACAGUGAAGAAAGCUGCAUGGAAAUAUUACAAGACAUAAUAAAAACAGAAAGAAAAUUUAUCAAACGCAUUAUACAGAAAGAGGAUGAGAACACUUUAGAAAGACUUCAAAUGAGGGUUCUGUUAUUCAUUGCCUCACUUGACACAGAUAUAAUAAUGAAUUUUGUCUACAAGAAAUCCAUGGAUAUAGGAGCUACUUGGGAUAAAAAGGAUUUACUGAAGUAUUCACUGGCUUUAUCGGAUACAGAAGUGAAUAUCAAUUUUGAUAAAAUUUUACCAAGAUUGACUCAAUUGGCUCAAAACUCUGGAGAUAGACGAACAAAAAUAAUUGCCUGCGAAGCACUUCAUUCUAUGAUAAUAUUUAUUCUAGGCAAAACAUCACAUUUAAAUCAAGAUAAAUUUGCUCCUUUAUAUAAAGUAAUAUAUCCAAGUAUACUUAAUUUAGGUUGUGAUUUUGAUGAAGCAGCAAGAAAAAUUUUUCAACUUCUGACGCUACAGUUAACGCAUUGGUUAAGUUCAAAGUUUAUGAUUAAAUCUCUAGCAACUACAUACUUUAUAGAUUCAGUGUUCGAAGCUUUGAACAAUGAUUCCAAUUCUUCAUUGAGAGAAUUUUCUGGCCUGUGCUUGGUUGAGUUUACGAAAUGGUCUAUAAAACAGUCUGUUACUGAGGGAUCUCAAUCAAACAUUAAUGAAGUUAUAUGUAAAAUAACGAAUUUCGCGCUUCAUCCUUCUAUGUCUAAACGAAUUGCAGCUGCAACAGCAUUUAAUCAUCUGUAUGUUAUUUUACGUGAAGAUACAAAAAUUGUUUCUAUACACUGGUUAGAAAUUUUGUAUUGCUUUAUAAAGAGUUUAGAUGGUUGUAACGAUCCCUCUAUUAUAAUUGCACUUAAUCACGUUGAGAGAGUUAUAAUUGCAAAAAAAUAUUUAUUGAAUGCAAAACACAAUGAACGUAGGAAACCAAUUGAAUUUGAAAGUUUCACUUUAACGGAUGCAGUAUACUGGUUAUUAACUCAGUGUGGUUGCUUAAACCAUUCUUGUAGGGCAAAAUGCAUGGAAUUGGUGAUUAAACUUUCUGAACACAUAACAAAUUGCGAUUCAGCAGAAACAAUGAUAAAUAAUUAUAUUAAUAUUUAUGGAAAUAAUACAUUUAAUGCAAUAAUAUUUAAAGACCUAGAAUCAAAGGUAGAAAGCCUUUCUUAUAAUACUAUUUUGCCUCUCUUGAGAAGUUUGGACUGUUACAUUUGGCUGAUACGAAACAAUUUAUUGAAGAUAGAAUACUUAUUUGGAGAGUCAAAUACUGAAAGGGAAGUAAUCUUCAACUGUGCAAAGAAUUUCAUUCACUUAAUUAAUAAGAUCAAAAUGGAAACAAAUGAUGAUGGUGAUGUAGUGCGAUCGAAAGAGUUCGAAGAACUGCAAACAUUACAGUGUAAAUUAAUAAUCACUAUAUUUGAUUUCUUUCAAAUUCUUCUUAAUUUGAAUGAAAAUUAUGUACCAGAUUUCUUUUUGAGUAAAGAUCUGUUUGAGUUAAUUUCUAAAUGUAUAAUGUGCCCUCAAGUUAUUGGGUUUGACGUAAUAAAUUUUGCAAAUACUGAAGCACUUCUACUAGUUCUGGAUAGUUUGAUAACAAGAAUAAUACAGAAGGAUGAUGAUACUGUAUUGAAAUGCAUACAACGUGAAUUGUUUAUAUAUGUUGAAAAACAUAUAAAUACUUUUAUCGAUUUGGAUAAAAUUGUCUUUAGUACAGAUAGUUGCAGUGAAUUUAAACAAUACGUUCGUGGUUUAAGUUUUUUGAAGAAACAUAAUUUACUUAAUAAGGAGUACAAUGGAGUAUAUUCACUUGAACAAUCAAACGAUAAAAUUAUGUGCAUCUUCAAAAGCAUUGCACAGAAACGAAUGGGUGAAUUUGUCUGCGUAAAUAUCACAACACCAGUAAUAAAUUAUUUAAAGACUCUGGUAGAAUUGUUCCUUAUGCAUUAUGAGUCAUCAAUUACAAGAACAUUGAUUACAUUAAUUGAAAAUGAUACAAUACUUAUAUCAAACUUCGAAAAAAUUGAACAUGGUAAAUAUUUUUUACGCAUGUUUAAGAAUGAAAUAUUUAUUUACAUGUUAAAGGAUCUAGAGAAGACUGUCGAAAUACUCGAAAUUUUAUUGCAAACAAAUCCAUCUCUUCUGUUAACGAUAACUGAGCAAUUAUUCUUGUUUGUCCAACGACAUAAAAAUGAAAUACAUGAAAAUAGAGAAUUCUUAGUAGAUGUUAUGAUUAAAAGAUUUACAAUGUUCAAACAAGCUGUCAAUAAUUUAGAAGAUAGAAAAGAAAAACUGAUUAACAUUUACAGCAUUGCUGUGCAUUUGAAGCAGAACCCAAUUGAAGUACAGUCUCUGAGUACAGACUUUUAUAUGUGGAUUCUUAAUCAAUUAACAGAAAAUAAUGACAUAAAUUACAAGAUUAAGAUUCUUCAGAAUUUUCUCGUAUGUUUGACUGACAUUACAUGUAAUACAAAACCGGAAUUGCUUGUCAUUUUACGUUCUCUACGAAACGAUAGACUAGCUAUCUGCCCAAAUGAUUUUUCACAAAAGAAUGUGGAAGCCUUAAAAAUCAUUCAUUGUUACCAAACGUUAUUAACGUUACUACCAAUAACAAAAUCAGUUACAUUAUUCGAGUCUAUAAUUUUAUUUGCAGCUGGUAUCGCUGAACAAUUGUGUGAUGAGAAAACAAACAAAUAUCUAGGGAAAUAUUUUAGUUGUAUUAGCUCUGACAAUGCUUUAGAGUCUAUAGAAGUAGCGUACAAAUUAUUCAUGAAUUUAAAUACAUCGAUAAAUGAGAGAUUCGAUGUACUACGAAAAUUUCUUUUACCAUUAUUUCAGUUAUGCAAAACUCUCGAAAUACGUAUGUUUUUUGAAAGAAAUAUCAAUGAAAUAUAUGCGAUUAUUCAGCAAGCAAUUAUUGGGAAUCGUUCAGAUAUGCAACAACUUAUAGUAUCGAAGAUAGGUUGUUAUGAUCUUGUUGCAAUCAUGUUUGCAAAGAUAGAUAUUAGUCUAAUAGAUAAUCCUGAAAGUGUUAUUACACGAAAUGCCAUCAGUGAAGUAGUAACUGGAAAAGAACUGUUAAAAAAUUUAUAUAAUUGUGUAUUACAUGUACGUAUGUUAAAAACACCUGAACCAGAACAGAAAGAGCUAAUGAGACUUUUGCACUGUUCUGCAUACAAUUGUUCUAUAGCAAUUGUAUCUUUAAAGACGGAUGAAGACUCUUACAUGAGCGUCUUUGCUGAAAACCGAAAGAAGGAACAGUUGAUUUGGGAGAAUAUUGUAGAUUGUCAGAGACAGUACAAUCUUCAACAGACUUUUGACAAAUAUCCAAAAAAUCUUAAGAAAUUGGUUAAUAUAAGAAAUAACAUAAAAAAACAAGGAAACUCUGUACAUUACUCUUAUAUUUACAGUUAUAAUUUAUCUAAUUGCACCUUAAAUGAAGAUAUAAAUGCUUACGAUUUCAAUGAAGCUAUUGUAUGGGAUAAUGGUAGCAAUACAGAUUCUAAAGAAGAGGGCAUGAGUUUAUUGUUUGAGAAUGAUGAAUUAAACAAUCAUGAAUGUAUGGCCUCUAUUUGUGGCGUGUUAAGGCACAUGGUAUCUGAAAAAAUAUGUACACCAUCUGAUAAUAAUGAUAUUAUCGUACCAAAAUGGUUAAAAUGUUUUUGUAGUUCAACAGGUUGCAAUAAUGUAAAACUUUUCAUGCUGAAAGUUAUUUUAAACACACAAAGUGUGUUUAAACCAUAUGCAAAAUUUUGUCUUCGGUCUAUAAUAUAUGCCACAUAUGUGUAUUUAAGACAAAAUGCGUUAAAUUAUGUUAUUAUUGAUGUUAUAGAAAUGCUAAUAGAUUGGCGAACUGUAGCUCUACCUGAUGCAAAUGAUGAAAAGGCUGUAGCACAAAAGUUAUGGGAAGUAAUCAUUGAAAAAGCUGUGGUAAAAAAGACAGAUGAGAUUCCUAAAAGUGUUUAUAAGUAUAAUAUGAAUAUGAUAAAAACACUUUUUGAAGUGUGGCAUACUUGCUUAGAAUUACCUCAAAAUUUAGAUAAUAAGAUGAAAACAGCACCUGGAGCUACAGUAUAUUUGAUAUUAAUUUAUUUGGUAAAUGGAAUGGUAAAUGAAGUUGUUGAAAGGAAUAAUAUUUUAGAGUUUCUGGAAAAAUCUUUAGAAAAUUGGAAAGAUGAUGAGGAAACAGUUUUACAAUGCUGUGAAUGUUAUGGCCUGAUUUUAAAGUAUUUGGAUGAAUGUGACAAUCAUUCCAAUAGAAAAGGAACCAUAAUUGGAAAAAUUGACAGUGUAUUAGGACAGAUGCAAAUGACAUUCGAGUCGAGACAAAUAAAAUGUAUUUGUGCACUGUGCAAAAGUUAUCCAGAUGCUGGUAUGAUUUAUUUUGAGUUUGUUAUUGCAAAUAUAUUUAAGGUAGAUAGAAUGGCACAAUCGCAUUGUUUAGAAAUAUUUUUAGUAUCUAUACCAAAGCUUAGUGACAAUCCAGAUAAAAUAAUAAAAGAAUUAGAUUACAUAAAGUUUCUUGAUUUAUUAAGGAACAAAGUUUUACCUUGCGAAAAGAUAGCACUACAGAUAAUUAAUUCCUUGAUUCCUAUUGUUUCUGCAUCAUAUUUAUCGUCUCUAAUUAAUCUGGUACUUCCAUAUACAAAACAUGAUUUUUCUGAAUACAGAGAAUGUGCAUAUAAUAUAUUUAUGAAUAUUUAUAAGCGCUACAUUGAAGAUAUAUCUGACAAUGAAGAGAUAAAAGAAUUAAUGCAUAUUAGUAAAGAAGUAUUAUGUAAUAGUGUAUUAGACCCUGUUGAACAAUUACAAGAGAAGGUAUUAAGUUUUUGGACUCAGGAUGCACACUUAAAGAAUUCUUGCAAAGAAAGAUUAAUGGAAACUUUAAAUGUAUAUACAACUGGUGUUGGAAACAAUUUUCUGCCGUUUGUGCUUCUGAUGAUUCUGGACCUUACUAAAAAAUCAAAAAAUUAUAUGCAGAAAAUAUUUGAAGAACCCUUGUAUGAAUGUAAUUAUACAGAUUAUGAAAUAACACCUUCAUGGAGAAUUAAAAAUUUGGAAUCGAAAGCUCCGCUUUUUGUUCCAUCUCUGGCUAAUCAAAUGAGUCAAACCUUCACUGAAAUGGGUGCUACUUUUGAAAAUUUUGUCGAUUUCACAGAUGUAAGAUCUAUUGGUUCAAAUACUAAGUUUAACCUGCAAGCCACUCAAGAUCCUGAAUUUGAACCAACUUAUAUUAAUGAAGAAAUGGUUAUGUCAAAUGACUACAAUUAUGGUAACGCAUCUAAUAUGUCAACGAUACCACAACCUGCUCAUAAUAAAAAGUCAAAAAGAUUCAUAAAAAAUUCUACUGAAAUUUCGAAAGUCGUACGACAGAAGGAAAUUAAGAAGAAUAUUCAGUAUGCUGAAAUGAUAAAAGAAGAAACUGCUCGUCAAAGAAGCAGUGUGAAAUUAUAUAGAAAAUAUAGAAUAGGUGAUUUUCCAGACAUUGGAAUAUAUCACUCUACACUGCUUGAACCAUUGCAACACUUAGCAAAGAAAGAUGUACAGAUUUGUAAGAAUUUAACAGUUUCUAUUGUUUGCUCGUUAUUAAAAGAGCAUGGACAAGACGAAUUUGUAAAGAAUGUUGCAAAUAGUUUAAAAUUUAUUACAGAAAAGGAACAGGGAAAUAAUUCUAUAAUAGCUGCGAAUUUAGAAAUAUUGCUGGCUACUCGCAUAAUAAAUUGCUCACCAGUGGUUAUUGCAAAAAUAUCUAGAUUAAAUAGUUUGAACUUCCUUGGAUCUCUUGUUAUAGAAGAAAAUUUAAUUUAUAAUAUAAAUGACACUGAACCACGUGAAAAGAAGGCAAAAAAUAAUGCACAGGGCAUAAAUGAUACACAGUCUACUAAUGAAGAAUCCAAUGAGUGGUUGCAAUUGGCAAAUCUUUAUGAGUCCAUGAAUGAUGUUGAUAUAGUUCUCAGCAUUUUCCAGAAUCAUAUCACAGAUAAAAAUAUGCAAGAAGCAUCAUUUGCUCAAGCAGCUAAUAAUUGGAUUAGAGCAAAAACAGCGUAUGAGAAAGCCUAUGAAAUAAACUCUGAAUUGGUCAAAGAACAUUGUCUUCAAGGCUUAUUUGAAUGUUUAAGUAAUUUAUGUUAUUGGAAUGAAGUUGAUAAAUAUAUACAAAGUAGAUUAAAUAAAAAUAUAGACAAUAUUUGGAAUGAUCCAUGGAAACAUUGGAUGUUCCCAUGGAUUUUCGAAAUUUAUUUGCGAAAAUUGACUGAUGAAAAUACCAAUAAUUCACUUCCUCAGGUUAUAAAAAUUAUGGGCGCGUGGUUAGAAGACGAUACAAAAGUAAAGUAUAUUAAACGAUUCUUUGGCGGUGAAUUAUCGAUGUUCUUUGUAGUAAAGGAGUCUCUAGAAAAUGCUCAUGAUUUUAUACUGAAUACAUUGGAUGAGAUAAGGGAACAAUGGAUCAAACUUCAUCCACUUUCUACACAAUUAAGAAUACAUAAACUACAAAAACUGCGAAAUAUCAAUGAUAUAAAUUGGUUUAUAAAAAUUUUGAAAACGGCAAAGAAUCCAAAUAAUUUACAAGAAAUUUUCAAAUUCUGGAGCAAUAGUUUACCAUCUGUGCAAGAUCCUAUUGUCGCAUGGGACAAAUUAAUAUCUUGCAGAAUGUGCUUUAUCAACUGGCAGCUGAAUGAUUUAUUGAAACCAUGGAAUGUAGAUGAAACUCAACAAGAUUCAGAAAAUAUAUUAGAUAGUGAAGAGAGUCGGAUCACUGACCAAUUGCGUACAAUAACUUUCAAUAUGCAAUUGAAAAUGAUUGAAGCAGCAUUGAAUCAAAAGAAUAAAUAUAUAGCAACAAAAUACUUCUGUCAAUUGGAACAGAAUAUGUCAAAUUAUUCUGACAUGAAAUAUCAGUUUAUUUUAAAGUUGUAUGCUGCAAAAUUAAAGUACUUAAAUGGUAAGAUUGAAACGGAUAUAGAAAAGAAGCUAUCCAAUUAUUCUUCUUCCUGGGAAUACUGUCACAAUCUCCUUCAGGAAACUAAUCUAGAUCCCAUAAUAAAUGUACAUGUUCGACAACAAUUGAGUAAAAUAGCUUUACAAGUUGCAGAGUUCAGUCAAAAAGAUCAAACAUUUUCUCACUUGUUAAUGAAGAAUACUGUAAUUUUGAAGGAAAUUAACAUAGGGAAUAAUGAUAUAUUUGUCAUUAGAGAAUCAUUGAAAACUUAUAGUUUAGAUCAAUUAAAAAUAUGUUGUACUACACCAACUUCAAUCAUCAAAGAUUGCUACUUCAAUCUCUCAAAAUACUGUUACGACAAAUUAUCAUGUGGUACGAACGAUAUUCAAGCAAGUAAAGAAUUUGUGCGGUCUACGUUAAAAGCAAUGAGUUACGGGUCUCUUGAUGCAGCACACUACUUCCCUUGUUUAUUAAAAACUGAAUAUUUUGAAGAAGAAGAAACGAAGGAUAUUUUCUUAAAGGAGAGUGAGGGAGUCCAAACUUGGUUGUUUCUUUCUUGGCAGGCUCAACUCUUCUCACAUCUAGGAACGUCCAUUGCACCAUUAGUCAUACAUAUCCUCAAACGAAUUGUCGAAACUUAUCCUAAUGCUGUAAUCUAUACAUUUCGUUUAACAGUGGAAACUAACCCCGCUCUUUUGAAUGAAACUAGAACUUAUGAAAUUCGGCAAAUAGUCUACAAGAGACUUGAUAUUGAUCAAUUUCUAUUAGCAAUGCAGUAUGUAGUUCAGCCAGAAUUAUACUUGCAAUAUUACUUAACUGAAUUUUUAAAAAACUUAUCCCUUGGCCCUUCUACUGCUAUAAACAUACUGUUGAAAAAAGUAUAUUUAAAUUCAUUGGAAAAAGAACAUGGUAUAAAACCAGGGAUAGUAUUCAAUGAGAUUAAAGACUAUGAAAAUAAAAUAAAGAAAUUAGAACAAAAAAAGCCUGAUGAAAUUAAACGGCAAGUGUAUCGAUGGAUUGGAGACCUUACAGGAUCUCUUGCUAGACGUAGAAAUAAGUUACAUCUGCAGGACUAUAGUCCAUGGUUAUACAAAUAUUCAGGAAAGGAUAUAGAAAUACCUGGACAAUACAUUGGUGACAGAAAGCCUAUGCCACAAUAUCAUGUUAAAAUUAUGAAGAUAGAAUCUUCAGUGAAAGUGAUGCAAUCACUGCGUAAACCUAUUCAAAUUAUUAUGGUUGGUAAUGAUGCAAAGGAGUAUCCUUUCCUGGUAAAAUUCGGUGAAGAUUUAAGACAAGAUCAAAGGUUGCAACAGCUAUUCACUAUUAUGAAUAAGACGUUACACAAUGAUACUGCUUGUAAGCAAAGACAAUUGUCUAUUGAUACUUAUCAGGUAAUUCCUUUAUCUAAAACAGUAGGACUAAUACAGUGGAUAAACAACACAAGAUCUUUACAAGAGUUAAUACACUUUACAUUAUCUAAAGAAGAAAUAAAAUGGUAUGAAUCAAUAUAUGGGAAUUAUAAAGAAUGGAUUCAAAGUGCUGCACCUUCUAAAAAACAAGAUGAAGGAUAUAAAGAGGCGAUAGUGAAGUAUAGCGCAUCAAAAGUGAUCACUAAAAUGAAUGAGUUCAUAAGGAAGACCAACUGGGACAGUUUGCGUAAAACGUUUACGAUUCUAUGCCCUUCCGUAGAAAGUUUCAUUGUAAUGCGUCGAAAUUUUAGUACGACGUAUGCUACCAUGUGUGUUGCUCAUUGGAUCUUGGGAAUUGGCGAUCGACAUCUUGGAAAUAUUUUGAUUAGUAUUAAAUCAGGACGUUGUUUAGGCAUAGAUUUUGGAUUAGCCUUCGAUGCUGGUGUUGAUAAAAGAAUUCCUGAAUUGAUGCCAUUUCGUUUAACACAUCAAAUUCUUGGUUUGCUCAAACCUUUUACUGAAAAGGAUCUUUUGCAGACAGUGAUGAUUUAUACAUUACGAGCGUUGAGAAACAAAUCUGGUCCUAUUUUAUCUUGUAUGGAUGUAUUUGUUCAUGAACCGCUAAAUUGGACUGAACAUGUUAACAGAAAGCUACAAGAAAGUGAAGAUGAUACUGCAGACAUUAAAUGGUUGCCCGUUAAAAAGAUUGAAGCUGUCACAAAAAAAUUGAAUGGAACCAAACCACACUUGAUUAUUCUAGAACAAUUAAAAAAGCAGUACGAUGAUAAAUACCUUAAUAGGUAUCGUAAUAUACUCAAUGGGGAGGACGACAUUAAACGAUUUCGAAAAGAAAUAAAAGAUGAUCAUUUAACUCCCGAGGAACAGAUUGAAUGCUUGUUGGAUCAAGCAACUGAUUUGAAUAUUUUAGGCCGCACAUAUGUCGGAUGGCAACCAUGGCUUUAGGUUUUACACCAUUAUAUUUAUAAUUAAUUGUGAACUGUGAGAAGUCAUAGAAGAGUAAUAUAUUUUAUACAUGAAUGAAUUUUUUAUCUUUCAGAAUAAAAUAUUAUUAGUAUAAUAGAUUGCUUGACAUUUAUACUAUUUGCAUAUCUAUUUUAAAUGUAAAAUAGUUGAAUUGUAAAAUUUGAUAUUUAUUUAUUCAUUUUAUAAUUUUGUAUUUUGUACAUUAACAUUUUUUCUAUUUAUUAAGUAGUUUUACUAAAUUCCUUAUAUCCAAAUAAUUCAUCUUAAUAUAAACUAAUAAAGAAAUUACUUUUAAUAAAACUAAUAAAACUAAUAUGACAUAAACAUCUAUUACAAAGUAUUGGUAAAAGUUGGGGCUAAAUUUUAGAAGCAUGUAGUAUCUGUGCGUCAAAUUAAAUGUGGAAGAAUUAAAAUAUUACGUUGUAAGUUAUUUUACAAAAUUGUUUAAUAUAAUUUUAUCAACAUUACUAAUAUUUUUAAUAUUAACUUACAUUAAUAUUUUUAAUUAUUUAAAAUGCUUGCAAAAAUUUAAUCUAGAUAUGAUAUUAACUGAUCAAGUUUAAUUGAUUUAAAUAAAUAGCAAGUGUUGCAAACAGAAGAUGAAGGUAAAUACUUAACUAUUAUUAUUAUAUUAUUAUUAAUGCAUUAAACCGAUAUUUUUAACUGAUAU